CUUCAUCAUUGCAAUUACUUCCGGCAAGUUCCGGGAGCGAAGAAGAGGCUGCGCGUGCGCAGAUGACACCGACGUGCCAGUCGAGCACGUAUUACGUGCUUACGUCAAUGAGGACAUAAUUAUUCGGUCUACUUCUACCGGGAACGUCAUGGGGAACGCGGAGAGUGGCUGCGGUGGCGGCAGCGGAGACGACGAAGACGUAGAAACAGAGAGUCCCACUUUGGCGGAAGACAGCCCGGCCUCUGCGGCCACAGGCGGCGGAGGCACAGGGGCAGGCAAAGGCGGAAGAGUACCGAAGAAUGUCUCCGUGGUCGCUGGUGGACUGCCGAGCCCGGCCGUACUCUUCGAACAAGUGAAGCUAAGAGAAGCGGCGGCACGGAUCAGCGACUCUGGGGUCGUCAUCCGGGAAUCUGUCCUGGCCGGUAACGAAGGAGUCCUGGUCCGGUGGCUGGAGGAGCGCCUCAACCGGGGAGAAGAGUCGGUUAAUGUGGAACAAUUCUGUGAAAUGUUGGAGAGCAGAGACGCGCCCAGAGAUGAGUGUGAAGAGGCGUUCGGACAGUUUGAUGCUGAAGGAGACGGGGUGGUGGAUGUGGAGAGCAUGCUGGUUACUCUGAAGAACUCCAAUGGAGCGAAUUUACGGGGGGAGCUGAGUCAUGUGAUCAGACAGCUACAGGCGUGCUCCCUAACUCCAGGUUUUGUUGACAUUUUCUCCAAAACUGAAGACCGUUUGGGCGCCCAUGCCUUCAAGAUCCUGAAGUUCUUGCGCAGGAAUCAUAUUCCCAGCAGUGCCAUCCCUUUCCCUCUUCUAGAAGGUUACAACAGUAUCUGCACUAUGAGGUCCAGUGUCAUCCAGGACUUCCUAGACUUCCUCAUGCAAAGGGAAAAAGACCUUAAUAUCCAGUACGGAGCAGAGUUGGAGCGUGACCCAGAGGUGGACAAGGUGAAAGUGGUGACUCAGUGUUACAGCACAAUAGAGGCUUCUUCCAACGUCGGUGAUGUUUACAAGAUGACAAACGGCGAGACUUCAUCCUUCUGGCAGUCUGACGGCAGUGCUCGCUCCCACUGGAUAAGAUUGAAAAUGAAAGCAGAUGUGGUGUUGAGGCGUCUGGCCAUAGCUGUGGCCGCCAACGACCACAGUUACAUGCCUCAGCUGGUCUCCGUGAUGGUGGGCAAAAAUCGACAUUCUCUGCACACCAUCCGAGAUAUCCGCAUCCCCAGCAACGUGACCGGCUACGUUGCACUUUUGGAGAACGCCAACAUUACACAUUCCUACAUCCAAAUCAACAUCAAGCGGUGCCUCAGCGAUGGCUGUGAUACUCGUAUUCAUGGUUUAAAGACGCUGGGCUAUCAGAUUACCAAGAAUAAAGAGGUGUCUGUGUCGGAUGCUUCAGCCAUCUGGUACUUGUCUCUCCUCACCUCCUUGGUCACCGCCUCCAUGGACACCAACCCUACACUGGCUCACACUGUUCUUCAGAGCACUCAAAAAGCAUUACAACACAUGCCACCGUUGUCCCUCACUCCCUCAUCCACCGACUUUCCUAAGUUCUUCUCUUCGAACAUCCUAGAGGAGGUGGAUGCGUUUCUCCUGAGGAUUGCAGACUGCUGUGAGAGUCCUGAUGCUGAGCUGACCCUCCUCGCCUUCGCUCUGGCCAGAGGAAGUGUGGCCAAAAUUGUCCUAGCGCUUUCCUGCAUCAGCGACCACUUAGAGACGCAGUACAAGGCUUCAUCCCUCAUUGCUUCAAUGUCCUCCGUUAGGCUGCAACUACUCUAUCGAAACGGCAAGCCACUUCAGCUGCACUUACAGGCGUGCGAUGUGAAGAGCAAAGAGGAGAAAUCAGGACCAGAGAACAUGCUUACAGAAUCCUCCACUGGAGAUGGUUUCCUCACUGAGAAUGGCAAGACGAAAGCCAGCGUGAUCCUGUCCACUGAGGACCAGACCAACUUUCAGGUCACUCAGAUGAAGAUCAAUGUGCGGAAAGGGGCUAUUGGAGCAAAAUGUGGCUUGGUGUUCGCUUACAAGGAUGAAGAAGCAUUUGAUGCAGAAAAACAUUUUAAAAGGUUCAAGAAGUAUGACGUGUGGGACUACAAAGACUACAAAGAGUUUGUACUCGACAAUGUGAGGAUUCCAGCGCUCUCUGAGGACGAGCCCAUUGGUUGGUUUGAAGUGGAAGAGGACUGGAAUGAUGUGGAGAUCAAGCUGCAGCAGUGUCGUGUUGCAAAGUUUUUGAUGGUGAAGUUCCUAUGCACCAGGCAGGACACGGCUGACCGUCUGGGUGUGCAGUCUCUCAGCUUCAGUGGUUACUGUUGUGGGGGAACAGAGAAGCUCGAAGACCUUGACCACCAUAGUGCCGCAGGAGAGCACAGCAAACAUGAUGCUGUCACUGGCCUUUGUCUUCUCAACAAGACCUUGUUCUUCAUUCAACAACUCACACAAGAUUUGGAUACCGUUUACUUAAAGCUGAAGUAUCUUCUGGAUUUCACUGAGCUGAACCUGGACCUCUUCUGGAACUUCUACAGCAAACUGAUGCUGAUUGAGGGAGAGGAGGUCUUGAGGAGUAGAAUCCAUCUUCUCCAGUUGCUGCAGAACUGUUUUCCCAUGCUUCCCAACACUCAUGACUCAACGACAGAAGCAGCGCCCACAUCCAGCAGUGUGGAGCCUGUGGAUGAUUCUACCAGGGCUGAUCAGCAGCUUUACUCUCACCUCUGCUACAUGGUGAAUGAGCCUGAGGGGGAGAUGUUACUGGAAAAAGCUUUGCACAAGGAGGCCACGAAGGCCAUUCUUACUGGAGCAGCUGUUUUCUUCCCUAAUAAACAUAUCAGGAGGAACAAACUCUUCAGUAUGAUGAAAAACAUCACAGAAGAAGAUCAGCGGCCGUCAGUCAAAGUGACAUUUGAGUCGCUGUGUAAUUACUUCAGUGACCAGGAUCCAAGCGGCCUUCUCCUACUCCCCACUAAAGACGCUCCCGCCGACUUUGACAUCAAGCCAAGUUUUGCAGUGAUGGAGACACUGCUGCUUGUGGCAACACAAGAGUGUGAGGUGAUGAUGGUGCAUGAAGGUGCUGGGUCCAGUAGAACUGUGCUACUGUCCUUGUUCUGGGCCCUGCAAGGCAGCCUCCUCUCUUGGUGUUACCUCCAACUUAAAGGAGGGACUUCCACUGCUGCCAGCAUGCAGCUAGCCAGAGACCUGCUUUUACAAUAUGUGGAUCAGAUUUUGGCAAGUAUCAAAGGAAUACUAGCUUCAUUGCUGGAGAAGUACACUGGCACUGAGAUUAUCAACAAACUGGGCAACUCCAUCAUCGCCACAGUCUUCAGACAGCUACUGCUCUUCCUCCUGGAAAUUUGCUCUUUGGACAUUCCUCACUGUCCGCUGCUCAAGAGCUUCUCAUCUCUGAAUGAGCUGCUCAAAAGUCUGUCCAUUGGCACAGGAGACAUAUUUUCCAAGCAGGACCAAGAGAGCUGGCACCAGCCCCAAAAGCCUGUGGUGCUUCGGACCUGGACCAUGGAGUCCUCUCAUAACUAUGAAGACAGUCGCCAUGAGAGCAGCAUCUUCGCCUGCCCUGGUGUGACUUCCUUUGAAGUGGACUUUGAUGAACGCUGUGAGACAGAGAAGAGGUAUGACUACUUAGAAUUUACCGACUCCAGGGGCGGGAAGUUUCGCUAUGACAUGAAGGUUGGAACGGAAAAGUGGCCAAAGAAGGUAACGUUUGAUAUUGGCCCUCAGCUUCAGUUCCUCUUCCACUCUGAUAGCAGCAACAAUGAGUGGGGUUACAAGUUCACUGUCACAGCCAUGGGGCUGCCAGACAUCACCAUCUCUUGGAUGUCUGACCUGCAGCUGCUUGUGGCGCGCCUAAUGGGGCGUCUUGCCUCCAGAACCCUGGCACUCAAAUCGCCUCAUGAGGUUCGUUCAGUGAAAGAGCUUCCAUCUUGGAAAGUUUCUCAUGUUCAGUCUUCACCUCUGUGGAAAUACAUUCUGCGACAUGGCUUGUGUGAGUCCAGGCACAUGGAUCAGAACACAUCAGUUCAGAGGAACGUGUAUAAACCUGAUGAUGUAAUGAGGUUCCUGGAGAACUUUGCCCGAUGGAACCCUUCCCAAGAAGCAGCAGACCAUGGAACAGAGCUGAUGAGAAACCUUGUGCAGUGCUGUCGAAAACAGGCAGCGAGGAAUGAGAUUGCCACUGGCUGGAUGACAGACCAUGCCGUGAACGCUCUUUGGGCUGCCAUGGUCUAUCAUACACCUGCCCUCAUCCAUGCCCUGCACACCUACGUAAAUCAAGAAUGCAAGUCCUGUUUGAAUGAGGACUUGGUGCAGGUGUAUUUUCUGGCAGACAGCAUCAGAACUUGGAUGUUGGAGAUGAAGCAGAGAUAUAUUGUUGGCAAAAUGAAUGUUUCUGAAGACAAGGAAGGAGGUCCUGAUGAGGUUACUAUGGAGACACUAGCUGAGAUGUGCAUUGAAAAGUCCCUCCUGCUCUUCAGAUUUUCACCUUGUGGCACACUGUGCACAGACUCUGAUCCUGCCAAAAUAGAGGACAGCAGUGCUUCUCUUCACUGUCCACUUUCAAUCUCAGAGGACGAUUUCCAGGCCAGCUCCUUAGUUGAGCAUGUGAUGAUGUCUGCAGACAAUGUUCAGGCCAAGCCGGGACAGAGCCAACCUGCCAAUGUCCCAGUGUCCUCAUGUGUGCACUGCAAGUCAGGCCACAAAGACUCCACAGAGAGCCUCUCAUCCCGCGGAGCCGGCAGUCCAGCCUCUCCUUCUGCCUUAUCCCAUAAAGCCUCAUUCAGUCGCGCACGACUACGCCUCCUCUCAUGCCGCUCUAUAGAAGAACCCAGCACCACCCCCACUGUCAAAGAUCGCUACCUGGUUCUCAAACAUAUACUGAACUUCAUCAAGGACAAUUCUCUCACAACAGCAACUAUCCUGCAGACCUUAGAACUGAACAAAGCUCAGGCUGUUAGCGUGUGCAAAAUCCUGGAGCUCGUUCAAGAGUGUUUGCAUUCCCUGGGAAAGCCACACCUUUUUCAAGGCCCCUGCAUCCUGUUCCUCCAGGAACUGCUGACAUGUCAGAAAGACUUCAGCAGUUAUUUCUCUCAGUUGUCAGACAGCGGACGAGAGCUUGGGGAACAAGUGCGGCAAUCUUACCAUCAGUUAUUGCUCAUCCUGGUGGAGGCAGUGCAAGGAUUCAAUAGUCUCAAUGAAAAAGCUCUUCUACCAGCACUGUCUUGUGUGCAAACCUGCCUCUUGCACCUUCUAGACAUGAAUUGGCAUGUGCACGACCUUCCUCUAUUCCUGAACAUCAAGCUUCCUGAACUCUUGCUGAGCAUGUCACAAGAAAACAUUAGUGUUCACGACAUCGCAAUCAGUCAGUGGACAGAAGAGGAUGAAAUUGCAGACUACAAAAAGAACCAGGAGUGGAUGGAUGAAUGUAUGGACGGAAUGUUUGAGAAGUGGUAUGACAAAAUCGAUGAGGAGGACUCUAUGGAGGACAGACGAAAGAUGCACAUGUUCAUUGCACGUUAUUGUGACCUGCUCAAUGUGGUGAUCUCCUGUGACGGCUGUGAGAGGAUGGCACCAUGGCACCGCUACCGAUGCCUGCAGUGCACGGAUAUGGACCUCUGCAAGACAUGCUUCCUCAGUGGUGCCAAGCCAGAAGGCCACGAGGAUGACCACGAGAUGGUGAAUAUGGAGUAUGCUUGUGACCAUUGCCAGGGGCUGAUUGUGGGCAGCAGGAUCAACUGUAACGUCUGUGAAGAUUUUGACUUGUGCUUCGGUUGUUACAAUGCAAAGAAAUAUCCUGACAGCCAUCUGCCCACCCAUCGGAUUACAGUUUACCCCAUGGUGACCAUUAGAAUAAGUGACCGCCAUCGCUUGAUCCAGCCAUACGUCCACAACUACUCCUGGCUUCUGUUUGCUGCUUUGACCCUGUACACUUCUUCACAAGUGAGCAUGAAGACACAGACAGAGGAGGAAUCUCUGGACAGUAUGACUUGGAGUCAAGCCUCAGCCCUGCAGACGUGCUGCUCCAAACUCAUCACUGAUUGCUUGCUCAAGAGCCAGACGAGCAAAGGUCUGCGUUCUUCAGCCUUGCUCAAUCUGCUGUCAGCCAAUCAAUCAUCUUCAGACAGUGAGCUCUGUCCAGUUUACCCUCAGUCUUCUCAGGACAUCAGCACCGCCACUGACACCUCGUCUCUCCCUGGUAGUACUGCAGCAGUCUGCUCUGCUUCUUCAUCUAUAGACAAGAGUAAACCAUCGGGAAAAGAGCCAAAGCCAAAGGAGGGGAACGCUCCUCUCGUUGCUCCUUCAGAAAUGUUUGAACCAGCGAGUACAGCAGACAUUGAGAAUAGGAAGCUUACUUUAGAGUCCAUCAGCAUCAGUAAAACACCUUCUGUGUCCUGCGAGGAUCCUCUUUCCCCUGUGAUCAGACCUUCAGAGUUGAGUCCGGCAGUCUUAUCUCCUUCAUCAGAUGCUGUCAAGGAGACAGAUGACCGGCUCCCCAAGGUUCCCCUUCAGGAACAUGUUUUUUCAGAGUGCUCCAGAGAGAGGAUCCUUGGACUUUUAGCAGCCAUGCUGCCACCAGUCCAACCUGGACAUACUCUGUGUCUGCCCAGUGUAAGCGCAAUCCUGCACAAGCUUUUCAGGGCAGUAAUUUCCAAUGCUGGUUCUCUUAACGAGACAUACCAUCUCACGCUGGGUCUAUUGGGCCAGUUACUGAUGAGAAUCGCUCCCUUUGAGGCUGACGUUGCUGUUACUGAGGCCCUGACAGACAAAUGUGAGCUGCUAAUGCAGGGAGAGGCAGCCAUUUCAGACACUAGUGGCUGGAAGACCAUCCAAUUGCUCUUCUGCUUGGGAGCCUUCUGUUUAGACAGUCGUAUUGGUCUGGAUUGGGCUUGCACAGUGGCAGAUAUUUUACACAAUCUCAACACUUGUCCUGAGUGGAGUACAGUCAUUGCCGCCUUCACUGACCAUUGCAUUCUCCAGCUGCCGCAAACACUCAAACGCACUAACCUUUUCACCCUGCUGGUGUUAGUGGGAUUUCCCGAGGUGCUGUGUGUUGGCACACAGACUGUGUUUAUUGACAAUGCCAACGAACACCACAACAUGAUCUUGCUCAAACAUUUCACUGAAACAAACCAAGCAGCUGUGGUGGACAUAAAGACGCGCAAGAGAAAAACAGUGAAGGACUACCAGCUCAUCCAGUCUCAGGACUCUGCAUCAUACCUUCCAGGGCAGUUAGAGAGCCAGUGCUUUCCUAAAACUCUGCUCAGCCGCUACCUGACCAACUUUAUUUCCAUCAUCUGCCACCUUCUACACACCAGCCAGGAAAACGCUUCUCCUGAUGCUGUGGAGGCAUCCUGGGUUCUGUCCUUGGCUCUUAAAGGCCUUUACAACACACUCAAGAAGGUUGGAGUUGAACAAGCUCAGGAAGCUCUCCAGCAGUCAGGAUUGACCCAGCUGCUUGUGAGGAAGUGCAGCAAGGGGACGGGUUUCAGCAAGCUGUGGUUGCUACGAGAUCUAGAAAUUCUCUCCAUCAUGCUCUAUUCCUCAAAGAGGGAAAUACAUUCCAUGGCUCAGGACCCCGAGCGGGACCAGCGAGAGCAGGACAAGGAGCACGAUUCGGAUCACUCCAGCAACAUUGCUGACGACAUAGAGGUCAAUAAGCCUGAUCCACUGGACGGUCUUGAUGAAGAGACUAAGAUUUGCUUCCAGAUCACUCAUGAUGCCUUAAAUGCCCCUCUGCCCAUUCUACGAGCCAUGUAUGAGUUACAGAUGAAGAAAACCGACUCCUUCUUCCUGGAGGUGCAGAAGAGGUUUGAUGGAGAAGAGAUCAAAACAGAUGAGACAAUCCGUACUCUGGCUCAGAAAUGGCAACCGACCAGACGGACUCACUCGGAGGACAGAAACAUCAAGGCUGUUGACACUGAUAUGAUUGUGGCUUCUUGCAUUUCUAAGCCCAGUCAGUGUGAGAAGGCCACGGAGGAGUUCAAUGUAGUGACACAGAGACUCAUCACCAACUCAGAGAGCGACUUGCAACUCAGUUACGCCAAACAACGCCGCACAAAAAGCUCUGCUUUGUUGCACAAAGAACUGGAUGUUCGCAGCAAUCGGGCAGUUCCUCAAUACCUGGUGAAGGUAAACCAUGCCAUUACCACGCUGUAUGCCCGCCACGUACUCGCUUCCCUGCUGGCCAAUUGGCCUGCCGAGGCGUCGUUGAGCGAGGAGGCCCUCGAACUGAGCGGUGCGUCUCACAUGGCCUACAUCCUAGAUAUAUUGAUGCAGCUAGAGGAGCGGCCGCUGUGGGAGAAGAUUCUACAGAGGGUGUUGAAAGGCUGCAGCCAAAGUAUGUUGUGUAGUCUGUCGCUCACUGCCUGUCAGUUCAUGGAAGAGCCGGGCAUGGCCAUGCAGGUCAGAGAAUCCAAACACCCGUAUGACAACAACACCAACUUUGAGGACAAGGUGCACAUUCCAGGAGCUAUUUACAUGUCAGUCAAGUUUGACUCCCGCUGCCACACAGAGGAAGGUUGUGAUGAGUUUAUCAUGUCCAGCAGCAGUGAUUUUCUCCAAGAUGUUCAUGUCUUCAGCGGCUUUCCUCAGAGAUGGUCUGAUUUUGAAAUUCCAGGUGACACUCUGUACUACAAGUUUACAUCAGACAUGAGCAACACUGAGUGGGGCUACAAGUUCACCAUUACAGGAGGCCACAGGGGUCGCUUCCAGACAGGUUUUGAGAUCCUGAAGCAAAUGUUGACUGAUGACCAAGUGCUUGGUCAGCUGUCAUUGGCUGACAUCUGGGCGUGGCAAGUGGGCGUGGCCUGUCGACAGACAGGAAACCAGAGAUUAAAAGCCAUUCACUUGUUGCUCCCCCUCUUGCAGUGUCAAUCACAGACAAACUACACGCUGACACUGCUCAAGCCACUGUGGCAGCUCUUUACGUCAAUGGAAAACAACUUAAGCCAGGCCUCGACCAGCAUGACUGUGCUGCUGCCUCUUCACAGAGCUCUCACUGAACUCUUCUUCAUUGCUGAGGCCCGCGCCAUUACACAAGGCAUCCUCCAGGAGUAUUUGCUAGCAAUGACCACUGAUGAUCAACUCCUGAAUCACACAGCAUUGGCUCUGAAGAAUAUUGCUGCCAUCAGCCUGGCUAUUAAUUAUCCCAACAAAUCCACCAGGCUGCUCAAUGUGUCCUCCUGAGAUUGACAGCCAUGAAGUGAUCACAUGACCAUUAAGGGUGAGCAGCCAUCUUGUUCUUGUGACAGGAAGCUCAGCAGCACUGUGGACUUGCUAGGAAGCUGCUGAAAAUACAACUUUUUCACUCUGCCUUAGGUAUGUCUAUGCUAUGUCUGCAUGGAAAUUAGCUUUUUUUUAUUCUAUAUUUUUACUGGAUGGUGCUGUGAUGAAGGACUCUGAAGUUUGCCAAAACAAGUUCCUCUUUUUUAUUGCUAUGACGUCUACAACAAGUCAAGCAAGAAAGCGUUGUCAAAACACCAACGCCUUAACAUCCUCAGAUACAUAAAUACAGUAUUUAUCAUCAGUAACGUCUUAUUUGCCGUCAGCUCUUCCCUUCCUUGUCUCCUUUCCUUCACUCUUCCACAACAGUGAAACCCAACUCAAGGAGUAUUCAUGAGUAACAUUUUCCAAAUGUCUGUGUACCACAUAAAAUUACAAAAACUUAAAACCUCUCUUGGUCUCUUAAAGCCUUUACUUCUAUCCACACACUUUAAUUAUGAUUGUAUUUGUUGAUUUAGUUGGCACGUCAAGCUAUGUAUCCAGCAGAGGGUGCUGUUUCAAUCCACUCAGCAUUUGCUAGCAGUAAGAUGCUUUGACAAGACAUGAUGUUACUUAACUGCAGGUUUUGUAAGUACAAUACUGUAUACAGCAGGGCUAUUCAACUUGUGACCCGGGGGCCAAAUCCGGCCAGGGAAUGACACCAUACUGGCCUCCGAGUUCAGUUCAAAGCUUAUGAGACAAACAUUUUUGCAGCAAAUUCCUAAAAACACAAAAGUGCUUCUGUUGUAAAGAGGAACUUGAACCACUUGAAACACAUUGGCAGAUCCUUGCCUUGACAUUUUAACCUUGCUAGCAAACAUAGAACACUGGGGUCCAAACUUGUGGUUUACAUAACGAAGGCAUUAUUCAAGGCAUCCCUUAAGUCCUCAUCUUUUUGGCAGUUACAUUUUUUUUUUCCUAAUGUGAUUUAUGUAACUAAGGUGUUGUAGCUUUAUUUUACUCCAGAUGCAGAUAUUAGUCAUUUGUUCAAUAAACGUAUUUAGUUAUACUCUUGGUGUUCCUCUAA
This is a messenger RNA of Entelurus aequoreus (snake pipefish), 10283 nucleotides long. It is a transcript of the gene zzef1, whose product is annotated as zinc finger, ZZ-type with EF hand domain 1. The record is from RefSeq and is a predicted model, not a curated record. Bases 149 to 9181 code for a protein of 3010 amino acids. Gene Ontology annotation, molecular function: calcium ion binding; ubiquitin-like protein ligase activity; zinc ion binding. Gene Ontology annotation, cellular component: postsynapse. NCBI's taxonomy places the organism in Eukaryota, Metazoa, Chordata, Actinopteri, Syngnathiformes, Syngnathidae. Gene Ontology annotation, biological process: regulation of synaptic plasticity; protein ubiquitination. The transcript has 55 exons.